CAUACCGACGCCCACCACGAACACCCGGCGCUGCAUGAUGGCGGCGGCACACGCACACCCCCCUCCUCCGCCGAGACCCCUCGCACGGACAGCGGCGAGCGACAGCUGAGGGAAGGGGCGGGAGGUGAAGAACCACCCCCUCUUACACCUCCUUCUUAAAGGCGCAGCGGCCCGCUGUCCCGCCCCGAGGCCCGGCCCCUCGCUGCCCGCAGCCGGACGCGGGGAGCGGCGCCAUGAUGCGGCUGGGGCGGGCGGGCCGGGAGCUGCUGCGCUGGGGCCGCGGCCGGUCCCCUGGGGCCGCCCCGCGGCGGGGCGCGGAGGUGCUGGUGGGGGCGGCCGGCGGGGAGAGCAGCGGUAUUGCUGAAAUCCUAAUGAACCGACCCCACGCGAGAAAUUCAUUGGGAAAAGUAUUUGUAAAUGAACUGUUCAGUGCUCUGGAACAACUCCGCCUUGAUGAGAAGGUUCGCGUGGUAGUGUUCAAGAGUGAGGUGAAAGGUGUAUUUUGUGCUGGUGCAGACUUAAAGGAACGUGCAAAGAUGGAUGAUGCGGAAGUUGGGCACUUUGUUAAAAGGCUGAGAAAUCUCAUGGAUGAAAUAGCUGCCCUGCCUGUACCCACAAUUGCCGCAAUAGAUGGCUACGCACUGGGUGGUGGACUAGAAAUGGCGUUAGCGUGUGACCUUCGAGUAGCAGCUUCAUCGGCUAAAAUGGGCCUUAUUGAGACCACAAGAGGGCUUCUUCCUGGAGCAGGUGGAACCCAGCGCCUGCCUCGCUGUGUUGGAAUAGGUCUUGCAAAGGAACUCAUUUUCACUGGUAGACAAAUUGAUGGGCAAGAAGCCGCCUCAAUGGGAUUAGUAAAUCACGCAGUGCCACAAAACAGCGAGGGAGAUGCAGCUUACCAGAGAGCACUAACUUUAGCUAAAGAAAUCCUUCCUCAGGCUCCAUUUGCUGUGAAAAUGGGGAAACUGGCAAUAAACAGAGGAAUAGAGGUUGACAUUGCAUCAGGGAUGGCUAUCGAGGGGAUGUGUUAUGCCCAGAAUAUUCCCACAAGAGACCGUCAGGAAGGGAUGGCUGCCUUCAGGGAGAAACGACCACCUCAGUUUAUUGGCAAAUAAUGCUUCUUACCCUCCCCUUCAUUUUUGAAUGUAGAGGAGGACUGAAGAGGACCUACUUUUUUUUUUUUAAUUAAUAUUUUUAUGACUGCAUUGUGUGUACUUAGCUCCUUGCCUUGGACUGGAUCUGUACUCCACUGGAUCAUUUUGCUGUAAGAAUUCCCAAAUAAAGAUUUAACUUUGUACAGCU
Molecule: messenger RNA, 1299 nt
Organism: Columba livia (rock pigeon)
Lineage: Eukaryota; Metazoa; Chordata; Aves; Columbiformes; Columbidae
Gene: ECHDC2
Product: enoyl-CoA hydratase domain containing 2
Exons: 10
Coding region: 234-1112 (292 amino acids)
Biological process (GO): fatty acid beta-oxidation
Cellular component (GO): mitochondrion
Molecular function (GO): catalytic activity
Source: RefSeq, a predicted model, not a curated record